AUGGUGAGAAUAACGAUAGAGCUGAUCCGAAAGCGAUCAGAGCACAACGAGGGUGAGAUAUCGACCUUGGAAGAGCUAUCCCUUCAUCAGGAGAACAUCGAAAAAAUCGAAUUGAUAAACCGCCUCUGCAAAGACCUGAGAAUUCUCCUCCUUCAGAAUAACCUCAUAUCAAAACUCGAGAAUCUGAGCCGAUUGAAGCUUCUGGAGUACCUCAACCUGGCCCUCAACAACAUCGAGGUAAUCGAGAACCUGGAGGGUCUCGAGAGCCUUAAAAAAUUGGAUUUAACCGUGAACUUUGUUGGCGAUGUGCGCGAUGUGAAGAGGCUUCGGGUUAAUGAACAUCUGCGGGAACUAUUCUUAAUUGGAAAUCCAUGCACGGACUACGAGGGCUACAGGGAGUACGUUGUCGCUGUUCUUCCCCAGCUGAGGGAGUUGGAUGGUCAUGAAAUCACGAGAUCUGAUCGCAUAAAGGCGAUGCAGAAGUAUGCAGAGGCCGAGGGAGAUGUCAUCAGGGGCUACUGGAAUUACCAGGAGAUAAGGGCUCGACAGUUAGAUCGCCAUCGUGAGAAGAGGGAGCGAGCCACAAUCACGGAGGUUAAGGAUGGGGAAAGUGAUGGCGAUGAGGAGGCGACGGAGGCAUUCUGGAAUAGCAGGAGUUAUCACACGCCUGAGGACAGGCGGGAAAUUGCGGACAAGGUGCGGAAGAUUGAGGAGAGGAAGAAUAGGGGGCUCGAGAAGAAUGAUGCACCGAAAUGUGCUCUCAAGUUGUUUAGUCCGGAGGGGAGACCGUAUAAUGUCAACCAGGCUAGGAUUCCGUUUGGGCUGAAUAUAGAGGAUGAUCCGGAGAUUAUUACUUUGGAAGUCGCGACGUACAGACAUUUAGACACAUCUCUCCUGAACGUCGACGUCCAGCCCAACUACGUUAGAGUUACAAUAAAAGGAAAAGUCCUGCAGUUGACAUUACCCUGCGAGAUAUUAACCGACAAGAGUACAGCCAAGAGGAACACAGUGACUGGAAAUCUGGUGAUAAACAUGCCACGCAUGAGUCCCCUGACAACUAUCACGAAACGGUUGAAUAAUUCAACCAAUAAAUUCGGAGAAGGUAACCGAUCGCCAAAGGUCAUAAAAUCUGGUUCCACAAUCACGAAGCGUGAGUUACUGGAGAUUGGACCACCUGCGACCGACCUAGAUUUUUCGAAAAUCUAUAAGGACCCAAAGACCCUUAAACAGGCAGCUUUAAAGGGCAAUUUGUCCGAGAAAAAAGCUUCUGAUGAUUUUGUUGACGAUCCUGACGUGCCUCCGUUGGAAUGA
Diachasma alloeum is the source of this 1311-nucleotide messenger RNA. RefSeq names its product protein tilB homolog (gene tilB). NCBI's taxonomy places the organism in Eukaryota, Metazoa, Arthropoda, Insecta, Hymenoptera, Braconidae. Gene Ontology annotation, molecular function: protein binding. The transcript is spliced from 2 exons. Bases 1 to 1311 code for a protein of 436 amino acids. The record is from RefSeq and is a predicted model, not a curated record. Gene Ontology annotation, biological process: outer dynein arm assembly. Gene Ontology annotation, cellular component: cytoplasm.